AUGGCCAGUGUUCAUCCAGCAUCUGAUCACGCCCCGCAGCCAUUGGGCAAUAGAAAUAAGAGGAGGAAGAACCGAAACCAAAGACCACAAACAAUUUCGUAUGUCAAUAAAGAAGCCGAAGAAGUGUUUGAUUUAUUUUGCUCGAAGCAAAAACCCAACAGUGCUCCGAAUAGUUUCUCCUCUCAGGUCAGGCACACUACAACGUUGAAAGAUAGACAAAAAAUUUUGGACUAUCUCCAUGGAGGAAACGUGGAGAGAGAUAAGGAGGUGGAUUCAGAGAGAGAUGAUGAGGCCAAAAUUGAAGAGCUGAACAAGAGAAAGAAAAAAAAUUUGCUGAAGAGACUGAAGGAAAGGCUUAUUUCACUAAAUAAGAGGCAGCCGAUAAAACCAUUCAGAGAGAAGGAUGUCAGUGCUGAUGGCAAAAAUAAAAAGAUAAAAUCAUUUUUUCAAUCGUUCAGGAAAAAAAAGAAUAAAGCACCAAAUGAAAUCCAGCAAAACAUGAUGGCCGUGCAGGAUGAUAUGAGAAUGCAUAGCAAAUCAUCAACCGAUGAUUUCUUGGAACCUGGAACACCCAUCAUGCUAGUAUCAGAUUCUCCACCACGGCUGUCUCCCACCUCAUCACCCGGGAAGAACCUCAGAGUGUCCAGAGGUGUUCAUUCGGGAUUUCAGUGUGACGGUGAUGAAAAUGGCACAUCAGUGGAUAAAUUGUCGAAGAGGUUCGACUGGACAGUCGUGGUGUCGGAGGGGGCCAGUAGUAGGGAUGUGCUCGAAGAGGAAAAAGUUGAGGUGGAGAAGAGUGACAAAUCGCAAGUCUAUGAAGAUGUCGCUGAGAGGCUGAAGAAAAUUUCAGAGGAGGCCCUUAAAUGGAUGCACCGAAGUUCGGCCCCGGCCAAAAUCCGGCUUUUUUUUCAAAUCCGGCCGGAUUUGGUGGCCGGAUUUAAGCGUCUAUCAACUUUUAAAAAUCUGACUGACCUAGUUUGUCAAGUGACCCAGAAUCUGGCCUAUCAGCAUUUCAGCAAUGGCGUCAACCAGUUCAUCAGACAAUUCAACGACCCGAUUACGAUUCAAGUAGCCCUGACAUUCGCCAUCACCGAAAGGGCCAUGAAUUAUGUGGGGUUUAAUUCUAGGAAUGCCCAUAUUAUCAGGAACCAUUUCUACAGAUACUUUGGGAUGAAUUUUGCUCCACAGCUGGCAGAGGAGGGAGGAUUGACACAACUUGUUGAAGAAAUAGACAUUGAUCCCUGAGAAAGAAAACGAUGCGAGUGACAGAGAAUGAAUGAGUGAAUGAAUUAAUGAGUGGAUGAAUUAAUGAAUGAAUAAAUGAUUGAUUGAUUGAUUGAUUGAUUGAUUGAUUGAUGAAUGAAUGGGUGGGUGGAUGAAAAGAAUAAGUAUGUAGAAAUUGAUUUGUGAAUAUAACAUUUUUUUACCAACUCACCAAAAACAUAACUCAGUUAUUUAUUGUAAGAUGAAAAGAACGGUACAGACAGCAUUAGAAAUUGAUUUUCUUGCGUACAUCUACGUACUCUCUUUUCCUCUUGUUAUUUAAUGUUCUACCUUCUUAUUGCUUUACAACAACAAAAUUUUUUUUCAUGUUUAUAGUCAGU
Molecule: messenger RNA, 1604 nt
Organism: Helobdella robusta
Lineage: Eukaryota; Metazoa; Annelida; Clitellata; Rhynchobdellida; Glossiphoniidae
Exons: 8
Coding region: 1-1245 (414 amino acids)
Source: RefSeq, a predicted model, not a curated record